Molecule: messenger RNA, 432 nt
Organism: Clupea harengus (Atlantic herring)
Lineage: Eukaryota; Metazoa; Chordata; Actinopteri; Clupeiformes; Clupeidae
Product: phospholipase A and acyltransferase 4-like
Exons: 4
Coding region: 1-432 (143 amino acids)
Source: RefSeq, a predicted model, not a curated record
AUGGCGCUAGAUGUUUCACAUGCACAGGAGCCAGGUGACAUGAUUGAGAUCCAAAGAGCUGGAUACAGUCACUGGGCACUGUAUAUUGGAAAUGGAUACGUUAUUCACCUCACAGGAGAUGGUGCUCUUAAAGAUGCCAUCUCUGGGGUUUUUGGUAGCACUGGAUCAGUUGCUUCGGUCAUUGCUAUUGUGAAGAAGGAGAAGGUCAAGGCUGUAGCAAAUGAUGACAAAUGGUCAGUGCACAACCACCUGGAUAAUGAGUACGAGACAAAAUCCCCAGAUGUCAUCGUGAAAGAGGCAAAGAAACUUGUUGGCCAGAAAAUACCAUAUAACCUCCUCACCUUCAACUGUGAGCAUUUUGUCACCAAUCUGCGCUAUGGCAUACCAGAUUGCAGGCAGAACAAUGGUAGAGAUCGGGUAGUCCUGAUGUAG